ACCCCUUUCUCUAUUUUCUCUAUUCUGGAAACAAUGUGGGGGAAGGAAAAAAGAGACAACGACAAUGAAUGAUGCCCACAAUGGUAAUGGCAGCGACAUAGAAGGAAGGGGGGAAAAUACAGAGGCGGCCGGCGACGGUGAUACGCCGGCGAUGAUAAUGGCGAUGGCCACAACAGUAAGAGAGGAGAGGAGAAGGAGCAAGCUCGGGCGACUUCAAUGCUGAUUAUGGCGCCAGUGUCAGGGAAAGAGCCGACUCCGGCGGCUUGCAAUUAGGGUAAAGCUUUUUCUUUUAUUGUUUUAGUAUAUAUUUAUUUUGGAUUUCAACGAGUUUCUGAGUUGUCUUUAUUGGUUUUCGAUUAUGGAUGAAGUAAAGGAGGCAGUGGGAAUGGAAGGAAAAGAAGGCCUCCAGGCGCCCUGAGUUUCGUCCGAGGCGAGAAUGCCGACGGACGUUAAAUCUUCUUUUGGUGAGUUUUUUCUUAGUUGUGGAUUGUGUUUCGGUUUGAUUGGGGAGUAUUUCAGUGGCUGCAGUGGUGUGUUUGUGGCUACUGUUUGGGAUGAACAUAUAAUAGCG
Molecule: messenger RNA, 571 nt
Organism: Linum tenue
Lineage: Eukaryota; Viridiplantae; Streptophyta; Magnoliopsida; Malpighiales; Linaceae
Source: the annotation of a GenBank genome assembly